CAAAGAAAUUGAGCCUUUGAGAGUUCCAAAGAGCAAUUCGAAACCCUUGAAGCAGGUCUCCGGCGAUCCCACGAUGAGCUCCCAGGUCUACAGGUCGGCUGCAAGGUCGCUGAGGUCCCUCCUUUCAGCUCGCCGGAGUUCCCUAGUGUUCUUUGAAGGGCAAGCUGUGGGAGCAGCAACAGCAACCUCAUUCAGGAGGAGCAUAUCUACUGUAGCUACAUUUUACAAGAGGGCAGAUUCCAAGAGUAUCCCAAUGGGAUGGAUUUCUGGAGCUCUUGCCUUCCCUGCUGCAGUGUACAUGCUUCAGGACAAGGAAGUGAAUGCUGCUGAGCUAGAACGCACUUUUAUUGCCAUCAAGCCUGAUGGAGUGCAAAGAGGACUGAUUGCUGAAAUUAUUUCAAGGUUUGAGCGUAAAGGAUAUAAACUUGUGGCCAUUAAGUUGAUAGUUCCCUCCAAGGACUUUGCCCAGAAACACUACCAUGAUCUGAAAGAUAGGCCUUUCUUUAAUGGCCUCUGUGACUUUCUCAGCUCUGGACCAGUUCUUGCAAUGGUUUGGGAAGGAGAGGGAGUUAUACGGUAUGGUCGAAAGCUUAUCGGCGCAACUGAUCCACAAAAAUCUGAGCCUGGUACCAUUAGAGGAGAUCUCGCUGUCGUUGUUGGAAGGAAUAUAAUUCAUGGGAGUGAUGGACUUGAGACAGCCAAGGAUGAAAUUGCUUUGUGGUUUGAACCAAGGGAGUUAGUUUCUUAUACUAGCAAUGCAGAGAAGUGGAUCUAUGGGGUGAACUAGUCUUUGCUCUGUUCCCAUUGCAAUUGUUUUUCAAGGAUUACUUCAAAGAUGAUCAUUAAUCUUAAUAAUUUGAAUAAUUUCCA
Dioscorea cayenensis subsp. rotundata (Guinea yam) is the source of this 870-nucleotide messenger RNA. Its product is annotated as nucleoside diphosphate kinase 3-like. The record is from RefSeq and is a predicted model, not a curated record. Lineage: Eukaryota; Viridiplantae; Streptophyta; Magnoliopsida; Dioscoreales; Dioscoreaceae. Gene Ontology annotation, molecular function: nucleoside diphosphate kinase activity. The transcript has 7 exons. Bases 74 to 787 code for a protein of 237 amino acids. Gene Ontology annotation, biological process: UTP biosynthetic process; GTP biosynthetic process; CTP biosynthetic process.